AUGCCCACAGCUGUUAUCACGGUCCUUUGCAUCUUGGCAGGCGUAUCGAUCUAUAUUCUGGUGGAGGACAACAGUUCGAGGCUGGGAGGUCUCCGGUCGGGCUUCCUUGAUGGGGUUGAAGACUUCAAAGGAGCGCAUAUGAGGCCGCGUUCUGAGAACGCAGCUCUGGGAAGUUCCUUGAGCAAAUUGGAAAGAUGGAGCAAAGUGGCCACUCUGAAUAAAACAGAGGAUGCGAGCGAUUUUGAAGACCUGGAUACGACAACUCCAGGAAACCUCUGCGAAGCAAUCAGCAGGCUUGAGGAACCAGAACUCCACGCAGUUGCCGAGCUCCUGAAAGAGUCAGCUAUGAAACGUGAGAAGUCCCAAAGUGUCUUCGCCCAAAAUCUGUCAACUGGGCCCGAACGUGAUAGCUUGCCACGUAGCGACACGUCAUCUACUUCUCCACCGAUUGGGAACCGGGUCUGGCCAAAAUUAACCCAGGAGGAGAUCAGAUCGGUCAGGGAGGGCAGCAAAGAAUGGGAUCUUAUGAGCUCUGUUUUGAAUCUUUGGAAUGCGGGAUGGAAGCUAGACGAAGCACGCUUCUACCACGAUAGACCGGAGACUUUGACAGAGGUUGGGGGCGGUCAACCGGGGUUUGCCCUCCUCCAACACGUCCUCAAUCCAGAAGAUCCGCGACCGGUUGAGUUUGUGCCCCGGGGGGAUCCCCCUAGGAUUCUGUUGCCGAAAUGCGAACGAAACUUCCCGACGUGGGCGCGGGGCGCCGUCAGUUUCGCGUGGAAGCUGAUGCAUUCGGACGCGGUGACGCUUCCCGACCCCGCGUUCUCCACGCUGGACGUCCGGUUCCGCUGCCGUGACAGACCGGAAGAAGAGCUCAUUCUGAAGACGUUCGCCAAAGCGGCAGCCCACGAGUAUAUCGACCACCCCCACUUUCAGAAGCUGAAGUCGGGGUACCGCCAAUACGUCGCUUCAGGUGCCGUUGUGGAUCCGCCCGGGCCUUUCGCGAGCUACUCCCCGCUUCCCUCCCCCGCUUGGCUGAACCAUUUCCGACGGGCCUCCUUGUUCGAGUGGGUUCAGAAGUCAAAGAAACGCGACGCCAGACGGUCGGAUGUUGCGGGCGGAGCUGAAUCCGGUUGGGAGAAGAACGAGUACGAUAUCUGGCACCUGCGCAACACCUUUGAGACCUGCUUUCCGGUGUCGGCAGAUGCGUCAGCGGUACUAAACAUACUUGCUCGGCAGGGAUGUUUGUGA
This is a messenger RNA of Klebsormidium nitens, 1248 nucleotides long. Lineage: Eukaryota; Viridiplantae; Streptophyta; Klebsormidiophyceae; Klebsormidiales; Klebsormidiaceae. The record is from the annotation of a GenBank genome assembly.